CGGGCCGCGGCAGUCUCGGAGACCAGCGGAGUCGACCUGAGCCACGCCGAGGGCGCCGAGCGAGCGCCGAGCCCGGAGCACCCAUGCUGCUGACGCUGGCCUGGGGCUCCCUCUUCUUCCCCGGGCUCUUCGCGCUCUGCACCUGGGGGCUGCGCCGCGCGCGGCCCGAAUGGACCGAUUACGACUGCGUGAUGAUCAGCACCAGGGUGGUUUCUUCGGCGCAGGCUGUGUUCGCCACCGGGUCAGGGAUCGCCAUCAUCCGCUCCUGUAAGAACGUGGUCACCGACAGGCACUGGCUUGCCCAAGAAUAUGUCUGGUUUUUGAUUCCAUAUAUGGUCUACGACAUCUACGCCAUGUACCUUUGUGACUGGUACCGAAUCAAAGAACAGAACCGCAGACACUCCCUCAUCAUUUUUCGAAACUUCCUAAGUAAAAACCGCCUCAUGAUCACGCACCAUGUGGCCAUUCUGUUGGUCCUUGUGCCAAUUGCACAGAGGUUUAGGGGAGAGCUGGGGGACUUCUUCGUUGGCUGCAUCUUCACAGCAGAACUGAGCACUCCAUUUGUGUCGCUGGGCAAAAUUCUGAUUCAGCUAAAGAAGCAGCACACCCUUCUGUACAAGGUGAACGGAAUCCUCACGCUGACCACCUUCUUUUCCUGUCGGAUCCUUCUUUUCCUCUUCAUGUAUUGGUCCUAUGCCCAACAGAAGGACAUAAGCCUGUUCCAAGUGCCAUUCAGGAUCCCUGUCUUCUGCAAUGUGGCCAAUGCCUUCCUCAUCGCUCCCCAGCUCUACUGGUUCUCUCUGCUGUGCAAGAAGGCAGUCGGGCUCUUUGAUACUCCCCCAGCCGAAAAGGAUGGAUAAGUGCUCCCAGGAGUCAGGCAGUGAGGGUGCCUCUUCAUACUAGCUGCCUCUUUCACUCAGUAUUCCACGGACCAAAUUGUGCCCUGGAUGGCCUCAGCCUUUUGGGUAUUGAUAAGUAGAUGGGUAUUGAGUUUUUCUAAAGAAUAUUACCUCCCUCUUCUAACCUGCCCCUUUUGCAAAAGCACUUUUUGUAAUAACAACUGUUGGAUACUGUCAGACCUCCAUUGGCAGUAAGGUGGUUUUGCCCAAUGAGCCUUCCUUGGAUCUUAUCUCAAGGGCUCUGGGAGGUAGAAGCAUGGGGUGUGGAGACAGGUGGACCAGGAUAAGUCCCUGGGCACCUAACUGGCCCUCAUAUUGGUGGCUACCCACCUUUCCAAACACUCAGGGCAAUAUCCACAUAUACUGGGCCAGCAGAAACAGUUCUUGACUUGGUUCUAGAAAUAAUUUAUGUUGGCCUGGGGAAACCAUUGUGGGUAGAUAGCUUUUCAUUGUUUACUAGAUAAUCCACUGCCUCAUCCAUGUGCCAACAUUGAAUUCUUGUCAUCUGACUUCCAAUCAGAAGUCUCAUUAGUGAGGGUCGGGGUGGCAGGAGGCAGGGAUGGGAACCUGAAGCGCUUGAGGAGGUAAAAGAGGUCUGCAUCUUUGCAGGCUGACUAUAAGACCAGUGUCAAAGUUGUGAGUUUGUUGUCAACAGUCACAAAUACUGUUCCCUUUUUGGCAUGUCCUUCCAAGCCCAGCUUUCCCCAUAUCCACACACACAGGAUGCUCUUGUUAAAAACUACAGUGGUAGAGUGAAAAGAUGGCUACCAAGCGAUUUAUGCGUAACCCCUCUCGUUGACACUUUUUCACAUGAAGUGGAAACGGAGUUCUAUAUUCCAAACCAUGACAAGUCGCAUCUAGACUGCCUCCUAACAGAGCUUGUGGCCAAAAGCCUGUUCCCACUGAGUGCACCACCGUUUAGCCACAGAAGGCUGGAGAGCAAGAGUGCAAGACAGCCCUGGCCAAAACAUGUCCUGUGAACCGACUCCUUCACACCAUGUGCAAACGGGAUUCUCUGGUGCCAACACUAAUCAUUCCUUAUCAACUAGGAUGGGUCUUACAAACUGCUACCAUGAAUUUUUUUUUUUUCAGGUGGUAGUGAGAAGCUAGGUUUUAAAAAGUGCCUUUUGAUUCAUUGUUGUCCAUUAACUUUUAAAGUACUGAAUAGGUAACAGUGACUCAAAUGUUGACUAUUUCAGUCUUUAAUGGGUGCCAUUUUAAAAAUGCAAAAUGAUAUAUUUUUUUUUACUGGUUUGUUCACUGUCAGUGUAUCUUGCAUAAAUCACCCCUGUGGGUGAUUAAAUUGCACUAAUAUUUCCCAA
This is a messenger RNA of Myotis myotis, 2221 nucleotides long. It is a transcript of the gene TLCD3A, whose product is annotated as TLC domain containing 3A. Bases 84 to 860 code for a protein of 258 amino acids. The record is from RefSeq and is a predicted model, not a curated record. Lineage: Eukaryota; Metazoa; Chordata; Mammalia; Chiroptera; Vespertilionidae. Gene Ontology annotation, cellular component: membrane; endoplasmic reticulum. Gene Ontology annotation, biological process: lipid homeostasis. The transcript has 5 exons.